AGCGGCUCAUUUCCCAAACUCACCCGCUAAAAUUUCUCGUUCGAGUUUUUUUUUUGAGUUUUUUUUGCAGGUGAAAAAGUGCACUUUUUUCCAAAAUGAACCAAAAAAUAAUCGAAUAUUUGCGCGGCACGAUCGACAUUAAUCAGCGGCAGCAAGCCGAGGAGGAACUAAAUAAGAUCCAGAAAAUUAUCGGUUUCGUGCCGAGUUUGCUGCAAGUUGUCAUGCAAAAUGACGUCGAUUUGCCGGUGCGACAGGCGGGAGCGAUUUACAUGAAAAACAUGAUUUGCAACAAUUGGCAGGACAAGGACCCGGAGCCAGGUACCCCACUCGCAUUCGCGAUUCACGAACAAGAUCGCGCCAUGGUGCGUGAAAGUAUCGUCGAAGCGAUCGUUUUGUCGCCGGACAUGAUCAAAGUGCAACUUUGCGUUUGCCUGAACAACAUCAUAAAAUGCGAUUUUCCCGGGCGUUGGACACAAAUUGUCGACAAAAUCAACAUUUACCUCCAAAAUUCCGAUCCGACGGGCUGGAAUGGCGCCUUGCUCUGCAUGUACCAACUCGUCAAGAACUACGAAUACAAAAAACCGAAUGAACGAACGCCCUUGGUCGAAGCGAUGAAUUUGCUGCUGCCGCUCAUCUACAAUCUCAUGAUAAAUUUGCUGAACGAGCCGUCGGAUCAGAGUUUGUUGUUGCAAAAGCAAAUUCUGAAAAUUUAUUAUGCCUUGACGCAGUACGCGUUACCGCUGAAUGUCAUCAGUCGCGAAAUGUUUGCGCAGUGGAUGGAGAUUUGUCGGCAGAUUUUGGAUAGGCCGGCGCCGGAUUCGAGUGCGAUCGAGGAAGAUGAACGUCCGGAGAUGCCGUGCUGGAAGGUGAAGAAAUGGGCAACGCAUAUCAUUGGCAGGAUGUUUGAGAGGUACGGAAGUCCGGGAAAUGUUAUCUCGAAGGAGUAUGAGGAGUUUGCGAAAUGGUAUUUGGAGACUUUUUCGGCGGGCAUGUUGGAGGCGAUUUUGAAGGUGUUCGAUCAAUAUCGAUUGAAUGUUUACAUCUCACCUCGUGUCAUGACAGGCUUACUAAACUACUUGAAAACCGCUGUCUCGCACGCCUUCACAUGGAAACUCUUAAAACAACACGUCAUCACGUUGAUCCAACACGUCAUUUUCCCGCUCAUGUGUUACUCGGAAGCCGACGAGGAGUUAUGGGAAGCUGAUCCCGUCGAGUACAUCCGUUUAAAAUUCGACGUUUUCGACGACUAUUCGACGCCUGUGCCCGCUGCCGAGUCUUUGUUACACUCUGUAUGCAAAACGCGCAAAGGAAUCUUGAACAGCGUGAUGGCAGUUAUCAUGCAAAUUAUCACCGCCGGCAACAUUGACGCGAAACAAAAAGACGGGGCACUUCACAUGGUCGGAACACUCGCCGAUGUCUUGCUGAAGAAGAAAAUUUUCAAGGAACAAGUCGAAACUUUACUCACAACGUACGUUUUUCCCGAGUUUCAAAGUCCCCACGGACAUUUACGAGCACGGGCUUGUUGGGUUUUGCACUAUUUCAGCGAAAUAAAGUUGAAAAACAUCCAAACGCUGCAAGAAAUUAUGCGAUUAACGACGGAAGCGUUGCUCAAAGACAAAGAUUUGCCGGUAAAAGUCGAAGCUGCGGUCGCAUUGCAAAUGUUCCUCAUCUCCCAAGAUCACGCCCAGCAAUAUUUGGAGCCGCAAAUCAAGCAAAUCACGAUGGAAUUGCUCACGAUAAUCCGCGAGACGGAAAAUGAGGAUCUGACGAAUGUUUUGCAGAAAAUUGUUUGUACCUAUUCGGAGCAAUUGCAGCCCGUGGCGUUGGAAAUUUGCCAACAUCUCGCCACGACAUUCCAACAAGUGCUGGAAAGCGAGGAGGGAAGCGACGAAAAAGCCAUUACCGCCAUGGGAUUACUCAACACGAUGGAAACGCUCCUUUCCGUGAUGGAAGACAAUCCGCAAACCCUUGCGAGUCUCCAUCCGAUCGUGUUGCAAGUCGUCGUGCACAUUCUCAACACAAAUGUCGCCGAAUUCUACGAAGAAGCCUUUUCGCUGGUUUAUGACCUCACAUCGAAGAACAUUUCGCCCGACAUGUGGAAGCUUCUCGAGUACAUUUACCAAAUGUUCCAAAAAGACGGCCUCGAAUAUUUCGUCGACAUGAUGCCAACGUUGCACAAUUACAUCACAGUUGACACCGAAGCUUUCUUGUCGAACCGAAAUCACGUCCUGGCAAUGUUCGAAAUGUGCAAAGUUGUCAUGACGACGGGCCAGAGCACCGAAGAGGCGGAAUGCAAUGCGGCGAAGUUGUUGGAAGUUAUAAUUUUGCAGUGUCGCGGAAGAAUUGACGAAUGUAUGCCGAGUUUUGUCGAACUCGUCCUUGGGAGAUUGACGAAAGAGGUGAAAACGUCGGAGCUGAGAACGAUGUGCCUGCAAGUUGUAAUUGCGGCGCUUUAUUACAAUCCGCAGUUGUUGCUGCAAAUUUUGGAGAAUUUACCGAUGCCCGCGGGACAGGAAUCGAUCUGUUCGCAUUUCAUCAAGCAAUGGCUGCAUGAUACAGACUGCUUCUUAGGAAUUCACGACAGAAAGCUAUGCGUCAUCGGAAUGUGUACGCUCAUGUCGCUUCAAGAUGCCAAACCGCAAGUAUUGAGUGAAGUAGCGGAUAAAAUGAUCCCGUCGCUCAUUCUGAUAUUCGACGGAUUGAAACGCGCUUAUGCCGCACGAGCCGCCGAAGAAGAAGAGGAAGAGUCUGAAGACGAAGAUGAUGAUUGCGAAGAGGGAAUCAGCAGCGACGAAGACGAAGUCGACGAAUUAGGUGCCAGCUACUUUGAACGCGUAUCUGAAUUAGCAAAAACUAAGGGAGCUGCGGAAGGUUUCGAAAUUUCAGCUGAAGUUAAGGACGAAGACUCAGAUGAAGAUUCUGACGACGAUAAUGACUCUGAUGAGCUGGAUGAGACAGCGUUAGAAGCAUUUACGACGCCUUUCGAUGACGAGGAUAGUCCGAACGCCAUCGACGAGUACAUAGUUUUCCAAGAUGUUAUGACAAAUUUGCAAACAUCUGAUCCUGCUUGGUAUUCAAUGUUGACAUCGAAGCUAACAGCUGAACAUACCAAAGCCUUGCAAGAAAUUAUCCUCACUGCUGAACAGAAAAAACAUCAGAGACGCUCGAAGGAAAUUGAGAAGAGCGGAGGCUUUCAAUUCAACCAACAAAGCGUACCAACAUCCUUCAACUUUGGAUCGUCCUAAAUCGUAAAUCCGUAGAAAAAAAAUAUAAAAUUAUUAUUCAAGUUCGCAACGAAGAAACCCGAUCGAACUUACUCUUACGUUUAUUAAUUCUUAUAUUAUUAUCGCAUUAAAUUGUAAAAUUUAGUUUAUUUAAUUUCUUAUAAAAUUAUUUACUUUAAAUGUUUUAACGAACGUGAAAUGAUGAAGAAACAAAAAUCGACCAGAAAUAAAUUUAGUUUUUAAUAGAAUUUUUAUUACAAUUGUAGUUAAAGAUUUUUUUUUUGUUUAUUGAUUUAUUAAAAAAAAAAACUUUUUAUAUUGAUUAA
Culicoides brevitarsis is the source of this 3550-nucleotide messenger RNA. It is a transcript of the gene msk, whose product is annotated as importin-7. The transcript has 8 exons. The record is from RefSeq and is a predicted model, not a curated record. Gene Ontology annotation, cellular component: nuclear envelope; cytosol. The coding region runs from base 96 to 3245 and encodes 1049 amino acids. Gene Ontology annotation, molecular function: small GTPase binding. Gene Ontology annotation, biological process: protein import into nucleus. NCBI's taxonomy places the organism in Eukaryota, Metazoa, Arthropoda, Insecta, Diptera, Ceratopogonidae.